Vicugna pacos (alpaca) is the source of this 5262-nucleotide messenger RNA. RefSeq names its product RNA polymerase I subunit B (gene POLR1B). The record is from RefSeq and is a predicted model, not a curated record. Gene Ontology annotation, molecular function: DNA binding; ribonucleoside binding; DNA-directed RNA polymerase activity. Gene Ontology annotation, cellular component: nucleus. Lineage: Eukaryota; Metazoa; Chordata; Mammalia; Artiodactyla; Camelidae. Gene Ontology annotation, biological process: DNA-templated transcription.
GCGCCCGGCCUCGGCCAUUCUUUCCGGCGCGUGCAGAACUGUCCUGGUUCCCGGUGUGGAGGCGGACGCAUGGAUCCCGGCAGCCGGUGGCGGAACCUGCCCAGUGGGCCCAGCCUAAAGCACUUGACCGACCCCUCUUACGGGAUCCCGCGGGAACAGCAAAAGCCAGCGUUGCAGGACCUAACGCGGGCGCACGUCGAGUCCUUCAACUACGCUGUGCGCGAGGGGCUGAGCCACGCGGUGCAGGCGAUACCUCCCUUUGAAUUUGCUUUCAAAGAUGAGCGUAUCUCUCUUACGAUUGUGGAUGCUGUCAUCAGUCCACCCACAGUUCCGAAGGGGAGCAUCUGCAAAGAGCUCAACGUUUAUCCAGCAGAAUGCCGGGGCCGGAGGAGCACCUACCGGGGAAAGCUGACCGCCGACAUCAGCUGGGCAGUGAAUGGAAUCUCAAAAGGAACCAUUAAACAGUUCCUUGGCCAUGUUCCCAUCAUGGUGAAAUCCAGGCUUUGCAACUUAUACAGCCUUCCUCCAAAAGCCCUCAUUGAGCACCACGAGGAAGCAGAGGAAAUGGGAGGCUAUUUUAUAAUCAAUGGCAUUGAAAAAGUCAUCCGAAUGUUAAUUAUGCCUCGCCGAAAUUUCCCCAUUGCAAUGGUCAGACCGAAAUGGAAAACCAGAGGACCUGGCUAUACUCAGUAUGGAGUUUCAGUGCACUGUGUGAGGGAAGAGCAUUCCGCCGUCAACAUGAACCUUCACUACUUGGAAAACGGCACAGUUAUGUUGAACUUUAUUUACCGGAAAGAGCUGUUCUUCCUUCCUCUGGGAUUUGCGCUUAAGGCACUUGUCAACUUUUCCGAUUAUCAGAUUUUUCAGGAGCUUAUCAAAGGAAAGGAGGAUGACUCUUUCUUUAGGAACUCAGUAUCCCAGAUGUUAAGGAUUGUAAUGGAAGAGGGAUGCUGCACACAAAAACAGGUCCUUAACUACCUGGGUGAACGCUUCAGAGUGAAGCUCAGUGUUCCUGACUGGUACCCAAAUGAACAAGCUGCCGAGUUUCUGUUUGACCAGUGCAUCUGUAUCCACUUGAAAUCCAACACUGAAAAGUUCUACAUGCUUUGUCUCAUGACCCGGAAGCUCUUUGCUUUAGCCAAAGGGGAGUGCGUGGAGGAGAAUCCGGACAGCUUAGUGAAUCAAGAAGUCCUGACACCCGGUCAGCUCUUCCUCAUGUUUCUGAAGGAAAAAUUGGAAGCUUGGUUAGUAUCUGUUAAAACAGCCAUAGAUAAGAAGUCUCAGAAGACCAAUGUGUCCUUGAACACGGAAAAUCUCAUGAAGAUUUUUACUAUGGGAACAGACCUUACAAAACCAUUUGAAUAUCUUCUUGCUACUGGGAAUCUGCGUUCUAAAACGGGUCUUGGCUUCCUGCAAGAUUCUGGACUUUGCGUUGUGGCCGACAAGCUGAACUUCAUACGCUAUCUCUCCCACUUCCGCUGCGUGCACAGAGGGGCUGAUUUUGCCAAGAUGAGGACCACCACAGUCCGCAGGCUGCUGCCCGAGUCCUGGGGUUUCCUUUGCCCCGUGCACACCCCCGACGGGGAGCCCUGUGGUCUGAUGAACCACCUGAGCGCCACGUGUGAGGUCGUCACUCAGUUUGCGUACACAGCGUCUGUUCCGGCCCUGCUCUGCAGCCUGGGGGUCACUCCAGUUGACGGAGCGCCACAUCGACCAUACAGCGAGUGCUACCCUGUGCUGCUGGACGGGGUCAUGGUUGGCUGGGUGGACAAGGAGCUGGCUCCUGGCAUCGCCGAUUCUCUCCGACAUUUUAAGGUGUUGAGAGAAAAAAGAAUUCCCCCCUGGAUGGAGGUGGCCCUUAUCCCCAUGACAGGAAAACCAAGUCUCUACCCAGGAUUGUACCUUUUUACCACCCCGUGUAGACUGGUGCGGCCUGUGCAGAAUUUGGAAUUAGGCAAAGAAGAGCUGAUUGGAACUAUGGAACAGAUCUUUAUGAACAUUGCCAUCUUUGAGGAUGAGGUCCUGCCUGGAGUUACCACCCACCAGGAGCUCUUCCCUCACAGCCUGCUGAGCGUGAUCGCCAACUUCAUCCCUUUCUCCGAUCACAACCAGAGUCCGAGAAACAUGUACCAGUGCCAGAUGGGUAAGCAGACGAUGGGCUUUCCCCUUCUCACUUUUCAAGACCGAUCAGAUAACAAACUGUACCGUCUCCAGACUCCACAGAGCCCUUUAGUGAGACCAUACAUGUACGAUUAUUACGACAUGGAUAACUACCCAAUCGGGACCAAUGCCAUUGUUGCUGUCAUUUCUUACACUGGCUAUGACAUGGAAGACGCCAUGAUUGUGAAUAAGGCCUCUUGGGAGCGAGGCUUUGCCCAUGGAAGUGUCUACAAGUCCGAGUUCAUAGAUCUGUCUGAGAAAAUUAAGCAAGGAGAUGAUAGUCUGGUGUUUGGAGUCAAACCCGGUGACCCACGGACCCUGCAUAAGCUGGAUGGCGAUGGCCUGCCGUUUAUUGGAGCACAGCUGCAGUGCGGAGACCCGUACUACAGCUACGUCAACCUCAACACCGGGGAGAGCUUCGUGACCUACUAUAAGAGUAAAGAGAAUUGUAUUGUGGAUAACAUCAAAGUGUGCAGUAAUGACACCGGAAGUGGCAGGUUCAAGUGCAUUUGCAUCACGAUGAGAAUCCCUCGGAACCCAACUAUCGGGGAUAAGUUUGCCAGUCGUCAUGGGCAGAAGGGCAUCUUGAGCAGACUGUGGCCCGUGGAGGACAUGCCGUUCACUGAGAGCGGGAUGGUCCCAGACAUUCUGUUCAACCCCCACGGGUUUCCAUCCCGCAUGACCAUCGGUAUGCUGAUCGAGAGUAUGGCAGGGAAGUCGGCGGCUUUGCACGGCCUCUGCCACGAUGCCACACCCUUCACCUUCUCCGAGGAGAACUCUGCCCUGGAACACUUCGGGGAGAUGCUGAAGGCUGCCGGCUACAACUUCUAUGGCACCGAGAGGCUGUACAGUGGCAUCAGUGGGCUGGAGCUGGAGGCAGACAUUUUCAUAGGCGUGGUCUAUUACCAGCGCCUACGCCACAUGGUCUCAGACAAAUUCCAAGUGAGAACAACAGGAGCCAGAGACAAAGUCACCAACCAGCCCAUUGGGGGAAGGAACGUCCAGGGUGGAAUCCGUUUUGGGGAGAUGGAGCGGGAUGCCCUUUUAGCACACGGUACAUCUUUCCUCCUUCACGACCGCCUCUUCAACUGCUCAGAUCGCUCAGUAGCGCACGUGUGUGUGCAGUGUGGUAGCUUACUCUCCCCGCUCCUGGAGAAGCCCCCUCCGUCUUGGUCGGCCCUGCGCAACAGGAAGUACAGCUGUACCCUGUGUAACCGCAGCGACACCAUCGACACGGUUUCUGUGCCUUACGUCUUCCGGUAUUUUGUAGCUGAACUGGCAGCUAUGAACAUCAAAGUAAAACUGGACAUCGUUUAACUGGAUGCUGGCGUUUUGGGUCAGGAUUGCUAUCAGAUUAAAGUAGAAUGUGACUUUAGUUCAGUGGGGCUGUUAAUAAGUUACUCUGGAGUUUUUCCAAGGUGGAUAGAGCUCUCAGCCAAGACCUGGAGACGACGAAUCAGGGUUUCUGAGUCGCUUGGGUAUAAUAACUACUGAAGAUGAUUUUCAGUGUAUUUGUUAAAAAAUUCUGUGUCUUUAAAAACAAUACACUGAUAAAUAGAGGGAUAUUCAGGGAAAACUUUCCAACCCCAGGUUCUUUGUAUCCAGCCUUCAGGAUGCAGUGAUUGUCAAACAUUUGUGUCCAUGUAAAGCAGAGCAGUCCAAUGUGAAUACAAUAUAAGCCAUAUAUGUAGUUUUAUAUUUUCUUAUAUCCACAUUAAAGUAAAAACAAAAGGCAGAAAUAUUUUUAACAGCUUUCUUUAAGUGUAAUUGUUACACAAAAAUGCACAUAUUUAAUGUAUAUAACUGGGUGGGACUGAACGUACGCGUAUGGCUGUGAAUGAUCCCAGUCAUGGUAAUAAAUGUCACCUCCCGUAGUUUCCUUGUGCCUCUUCAGAUUGUUUUUUGGCUUUUUUGUUAAGAACACUCAUCUUGUAUCAGUGGAACUUUAUACCCUUUAAAAUAGCAACUCCCCAGCUCCCUCUCCCUUCAGCUCCCUUCAAAGAUAACCACCAUUCUGUCUCUCUCAGUUUAUUUUAGAUGCCGCAUAAGGGGGAGUUCAUACAGUGUAUAUCCUUCUGGAACUGGCUUAUUUUACUUAGCAGCAUAUCCUCCAGGCUCAUCCAUGUUGUUGCAUAUGGUCUCCUGUUGAUGGACAUUUGCAUCGUUCCUUUUUUGGCAACAGAUAAACUUGUAUACAUUUGUACAAAUAAGAUGCUUUUUUUUUUUUAGUGAUUAAGCGACUGAUUUGCAACUUUUAUUAAAAUAAACUUCCUCUAUAAAAACAAUUAAUUUAUAACUUGAUCUCAACUCAAGUUUUGACAGCAGUUGAAGUCUUACAUUUAAAAAAAAAAAAGCAUGCUGCUGGGAGUCAGAGGCCAGGGGUAGCCUCUGUAGUACAAAAGCAAUACUGUGUUCCUAUUCCAGUCUUUAAUGUCCAAGGUGAACAAAAAAGAGCAGUUAGUUUGUCUUUCACUGUUGACCGUUGGUCUUAAUAAUAAAUGCAGCAUAUAAUAAAAAAAACUGCAUAAAUUUCAACUAAAGAACAAAAAAACACUGGGAUAUAAUUUUAUACUUUAAAAAUUCUACCAACUUUAACAAAGAAUGACUGCAUAUUCAUUUACAUCAGUCCUCUGGUCCAGAAUACACUUUCCAUUUAAAAUACGUUACUCACUCUUCUGUGCAACACGGAUGGCUUCUAGCAGGAAUCAGCAUAUAGUCCGUUCUUGGUGAAGACAACAUUAGACAGAUGUGUUGCCUGACGCUGGCUAAUGCUGAAUGGACAAAAGCAGCGAGACAUAUUAAGGUGUUUCUCCCUUUCUUGAACUGUCAGGUCAGUGAUAAAGCAAUGAAGUCCAUAAUAUAAUAGGGUAUCUGCUAACAUAAGGUUAUAUCCUGUGAGGGAGACUUUUGUCUUCAAGAUAAAGUGUUAAGAUCCUGGCGCUUGCUCUGAGCACUGUUAUUUGCCUUUACUCAGCCCCAGACUUCUCCAGCAGCGUCAACACAGUGGCCGCCACCAUCGUCCUAAGAGGCUUCUUAAUGUUAAUUUUAUUAAGAGAAUUCUUUCUCGAGUCUGUCUAAUUAUAAGACAGAUAGGGCUAGACA